AUGCCUGUAACACUGGACAGAAGGCCUAUGGGCACUUAUCCUUUUGGGGUUUUUCAUACCUCAUGGGGACCUACCUUUCGGACGGAGUCCGAACUCCAAAGCUUUCCUUCAGUUGGGGAUGUUCCCUCGUUAGCUGAUACAAUUUUGCAUAAUCUAAUAGCACAUUUAUUUUCAGUUAUAUUAUCACCAAUAAAUGUUAUUCAGUCAUGGAAUAGCAUAAAAAAUGACCUUCAACUUUUCGUAGAUUUUAGUAUAUUUUCGUCGAGUCAAAUUGAACAAAUUCACAGCGUUAGUAUACAAGAAAAAUUUCAAUUAUGGUUUAAAAAACAUUUCAACACUCUUCAAUUGAAUUAUAUUCCCUCGACUAGUUGGCCAUUACAAAUGGCUAUUGCUUUUUCGUCACUAGAAUAUUUUGAUACAUUUGCAUCAAAGAGUCGUGAUUGGAACAUCGGACUCUUUGCACAAUUUGAGACAACUAGCGAUGGAAAAGCAAUCAGUGAUAGACAAACAAGAGAUUUAAUAGCCGACAACAAGCGUCGACAAACUCUUAGUCAAUACGCUAUUCAGGAAGUAAUGGCUAUAAAUCAAAUAGCUGCACUCCUUCAAAAUAGCUGGACUCAAGCGAAUGCUGAAAAUUAUUUGAAGGAAUGUUAUAGUAAUUCUUAG
Molecule: messenger RNA, 666 nt
Organism: Adineta steineri
Lineage: Eukaryota; Metazoa; Rotifera; Eurotatoria; Adinetida; Adinetidae
Source: the annotation of a GenBank genome assembly